AUGGAUAGUAUCCUCGAUACUCGUGUCCCAAAGGGUGGCAGCGGAUUCAAGUACAAGGGUGGUGGUGGUAGCAGCGGCGGAGGCGGAGGCGGAGGCGGGGGUUCUCUUGCGUGGUGGGUUUGGCUCAUCAUCAUCUGCAGCGUCGUGUGGUUGUUUGCCUACAUCACACUGUUUGUGCAUUUCUUUCGGACAGAUUACAUACGCGCAAAUUCAAGCGAACGCCCGCGCUUUGGCCUACGUCUAUUCGGCCGCUUGGCGUGGAAGGCGUUCAGGUAUGCGACCGGAAUUCAGAUAUUUGUAUGGGUUUUCCGGAAGAUACGAAGUAAGACGGACCGCGAUACAAAGAAGGUGGGCGACAGCUUCUAUAGGAAAAUCGAUGAAGAAGAAAGGGGGAUGAAAAGCGGAAACGAACAGUCAGCGAUGCCGCCGGCUCAACUGCGUCAUGAACCUGCGCCUCCCCCGGCUUAUUCUAACACUGCUAUUCGCUGA
Molecule: messenger RNA, 489 nt
Organism: Daldinia decipiens
Lineage: Eukaryota; Fungi; Ascomycota; Sordariomycetes; Xylariales; Hypoxylaceae
Exons: 2
Coding region: 1-489 (162 amino acids)
Source: RefSeq, a predicted model, not a curated record